Cydia pomonella (codling moth) is the source of this 6914-nucleotide messenger RNA. RefSeq names its product bestrophin-4 (gene Best2). Gene Ontology annotation, molecular function: chloride channel activity. The coding region runs from base 390 to 2399 and encodes 669 amino acids. The transcript is spliced from 11 exons. NCBI's taxonomy places the organism in Eukaryota, Metazoa, Arthropoda, Insecta, Lepidoptera, Tortricidae. The record is from RefSeq and is a predicted model, not a curated record.
CGCCGCGCAUCGAACUAGCUCGUUAUACGCUUGAGCGGCCGCGCCGCGAGCAAGUACACCAACCAGUAUAGUAUACAUCAACAUCAGUCACAGUUGUCACUGCUCCGCGAGUGGUGGUGUCGCACGCCCUCCCUUCAUGCGUUCCAACAAUUCGGGGAAGGUCGAGUACACAACACAUCACCAGAAUGUGACAAAACAACCGCGCGCCGCACUCUCUAGCUAAUAACUUCCCUUCGUCUUUCCUAGUAACUAAAGUCAACAAACUUUUUUAUUACUUUCUAAAACGUAUUUAAUUUUCCGUGUGUGUUUCGUUUCAAGCUCGCGCCAAUAAAACGUGUGUGUGUGUGUAUAAAUAAAUAUUAAUACAGUGUUGUUAACUUAAAUACGACAUGACUGUAUCAUAUGCCGGCGAGGUACCUAACGGCAGCAGUUUCGGAUGUUUCUGGAGGAUCCUUUGCAAAUGGCGCGGCAGCGUUUACAAGCUCGUCUGGAGAGAACUUCUGGCGUACCUCACUCUGUAUUACACCAUCAACUUGCUGUAUCGGUUCGCACUCACAGAACCACAACAGAGGAUAUUCGAGAAAGUCCGGCAGUACUUCGGCGCGCAGAGCGAGUCGAUACCCAUGUCCUUCGUGCUGGGCUUCUACGUCAGUCUCAUCGUGAAGCGGUGGUGGGAGCAGUACAAGCUGCUCCCGUGGCCCGACACGCUGGCGCUCUUCAUAUCAGCCGGCAUCCCCGGAGCGGAUGAAACCGGCCGACUGAUGAGGAGGAACAUCGUUCGAUACGCCAUCUUAGCGUACGUAAUCACACUGCAGAGGGUGUCGCUUAGGGUGAAGCGGCGGUUUCCCACGUGGCAGCACGUUGUAGACUCAGGUCUCAUGUUAGAAAGCGAAAGAAAGGUGUUCGAAAAAAUGGACGGAAAGAGUCCAAUGUCCAAAUACUGGAUGCCCUUAGUGUGGGCAACUAAUAUAAUAAACAGAGCAAGAAAAGAAGGGCUCAUCACCAGUGACCACAUAGUCCAAACGUUGUUGGUGGAGCUGUCAGACAUCAGGAGGAGGCUCGGGGCCUUGAUCGGGUACGACACGGUGUGCGUGCCACUUGUGUAUACACAGGUGGUGACGCUGGCGCUGUACACGUAUUUCGUGGCGGCGCUGAUGGGCCGGCAGCUAGUGCCGCCGGCGCACGGGAGCACCUCGCAGUACCACCCCGACGUGUACUUCCCGCUCUUCACGGCGCUACAGUUUUGUUUUUACGUGGGAUGGCUGAAAGUGGCCGAGGUCCUCAUAAAUCCGUUUGGCGAAGACGACGACGAUAUUGAACUCAAUUGGUUGAUAGACAGACACAUAAAGGCAGCCUACAUGAUAGUAGACGAAAUGCACGAAGAGCACCCGGAACUGUUAAAGGACCAGUACUGGGAGGAGGUGGUUCCCAAGGACCUGCCCUACACGGUGGCUUCCGAACACUACCGCCGCCACGAGCCGCCCUGCUCCGCGGACCACUAUAAGGUGAAGGCUGAAGACGCCGUGUACGCCAACGUGCAGGCCCCAAGAAAAAGCCACGAUGAGACUUACGCUGAUUACGAAAGCGUGGACACACCGUUAGUGGAACGAAGAAAGAAUUGGUUCCAGCGUCAGAUCUCGCGCAUGGGGUCGGUGAGGUCCGCGUCCACAGCGUACUCGUCGGGCGGACUGUUCGGCCGCAACCGGCACAACUCCGUGGUAUACUCAAGCCCCGAGGCCGGCCAGCCCGUGCCCGCGCCGCCGCACAAGAUGUCGCUUUACGAGAGGCUCGUCGGCAGGAAGAGCGGCCGCGGACAACAUCGACAGAACUCUAGACAUGGUGGACAGAAAAGCAACGGUACAGCAGUGCCAAUCACGCUCCGCAACCGGCCGCGGAUCCCCACUCCAGACGUGACCAAGGAGAUCAUCGACCGCGAGAACCGUCUCGCUAUGGGGAUGCAGAACAUGGGCGUCAUUAUGGCCCACCAGGGCUACCAGAACGAGGUGCCUGUCCUCGGCGCUUUAGUGCUGUCUCCUAUACAAGAGCUGGAUAGCGGUUCGGUGAAUAACACGUUACACGCCGGCCAGCCGGGGACUACAGCAUUAGCACAAGCAGUAUUAUCUCCGUCGGGCCUAGCGCCGAUGUUGACCGCGGGGCCCGUCGCCCUGUCUCCUAUGGGAGUAACACAACUUUCACUAGUGGGAUCGACCCCGUCGACGCCUAGGACCGAGCGUAUAACGGGCUCAGCGGGAUCCGGUGCGACGCCGCCGCCGCCACGGGCCACAGUCACGGAACUGCCGGGAUCGGAUCGCGACAGCGAGCACAGCGCGGCCAGCACCGGCACGCCGCCGGAAUUCACCAGAAAAUCAAACUCGAAACGGGGUGAAGUCUACGUUUAAUGACGUGAAGUACACCAUGAGAUAGCACUCAAAUCAGGUUUUAUGAUCAGUUCUACUUUAGGCGGGCAUCACAGGGCUCUGGUCAAGUGCCUUUUUCCUACAAUGUAGGCAAACCGCGUGGUGUUGUACACGACGCCGUGCCGUGCGGAAACUCCGUGCUAUGUGUUAUACUCCUGAGUGUAUCGAAACACCUAAAACUCUAUGAAUCUCAAAGACAAUCCAGACAUCUACGCGGCUAUUUCUGAAGCUAGCUUUUUGAAGCCCCAGGAGAGAUCGUAACCGUGAAAUUAGCUGCGCCAGCUCGCAUAUCUACUUAAGUUCGUUAACUAACAGACGAGUAGGUAUUCCUACACUUAGGUCCGAGUUUACACCAGGCCUAACAGACCAUGCAAAUAUAAGCCAUUACACUCGACAGCGUAAAAGUAGUGUUAAGGUUGUUGAUCCAGGUCGAUGUAAAGGUCAUUCAUUAGUGCCAAAAAUUGGUGGCCAUUUUACUUCAGGCCAUUGUGAAUAAAUUGAACACGUCUGGAACGUGUGGCUUUUAUUCUCUUAUAAAAUAUUAAAUAAUAUAAAUGGACUAUUACUUACGUAACCUACGAUCCCAAAUGCAAAAGAGUUCGACAAUUAAGAUUUUUAUAGUGGAUAGAUUUUUAGACUAGAAAUAUAGACUUCAGUAAAUAAUUAAAGCAAUAAACAAACACUAUUAAAUAAUAUAAAAAUAAUAUAUUUUUAUUCAUAUAUGGACAGCAAUAAAUAUUAUGUUUAUUUGCUGUAAAAAACAUAUUUAUGUACUUAAGCUGUCGAAGCAAAAUAAUUCGUUGUUCUUUAAAUCUUCCUUCGACUUUGCGGGAUCCUUACGCAGUUUCUUUUUCAUCUUCCACCACAACGUCUCGAUCGGAGACAAAUCUGGGCUGCUAGGUGGCCAAUUCUCCAGUGUAGGGAUACUGUGGUUCUUUAACCAAGCCUUCGUGCUUGCUGGAAAACAUACUUAAUCUCAUAUUGUAAACUGGGAAUUGAAGGCAAUAAGCUGGUCUUUAAGAUUUCUUGGUACUUAGGAGCAUUCACAGUGCCCUCAAUAAACUGCAGCCUACCCACACCUUGAGCUGACAUACACCCCCAGAUCAUGAGUGAGGCAGGAAACUUGACUUUUCUCUUUAGGCAGUCUUUAUGACCUUUCAUAAAGACUGCCUAAUUGCGAACAAUUUUUUUGCGUUUAUCGCCAACAGCCACUUCAAACUUCGAUUCAUCGCUCCAUAUUAUGGAUCGCCACUGAUCAACAGUCCAGUUUCGACGAGCUAAAGCGAAUAUUCGCCUCUUCUUUUUCUGAAGUUUAGUAAGUAAAGGUUUUUCUUUCGCCGUAUAGAAUCCGUAUCCCAUUCUUUUCAUGACUCGUUUGCAUAUAUCGACAGACACAUCUUUAUUGAUCAUUUCUCGCCAUCGCACGGUGAGUUCUGCCCGAGCACGUCGAUUUUGCUUAAUGAUCUUUUUUAAAACUCGGUUUUCGGCUGGUGUAGUGAUGCGUGGGCGACCAGUUUUCUUCAAGCUUGAUAUACGUCCAGUUUUCUUAUAAUGCUGGAUAAUAGAAUGUAUAGUAAAUCUUGGUAAAUGAAGGUCUUGAGCUAUUUUAUGCACAGAUUUUCCUGAUUUACUGUUUGAAAUUAUAAUUUCUCGAACGUCUUACGAAAUUGGUUUAUCGCGACCCAUAUUGAAAAUGAAAACUUGAUAAAUAAUACGAAAUUGAGAAAAAUUGUCUUUUUAUAGCCAAAGUGACAUUUUCAGAAUAUCAAACAAUUCUAUUUUCAAACAGAUUUAUUUUUAAAUUUAUUCUAAAAGUGCUAAUUGCUUGACGAACAAUUUUGCACCGAUUAGUGUGAAACGAACUUUUUUGCUUGUGAUUCGUGAAAAAAGGAAUGACUAAUUCUCUUGCUAUGUAAAAUAUCGGCUCGAUAUUAAUAUAUAUAAAAAAACUACGUUUGUCAACAUUGUCACCAAUGCUAAAUAUAUUUUUGAAAUAUUAACACUGCAGCGGUAAUCUAAGAUUUAAAAAAAAGUCGUCGCUUUGCAAGUGACUAGACGAACUCUUUUGCAUUUGGGCUCGUAACAGGCUGUUCUUCUUAAAUGUAAAAUUCUAAAUUACUACAAAUAAAAUAUAUUUAACGAAGUCAGUACACAAAAUGUUCACGUCAUCUUUUAUGCGAUUUCUAACCUAAAGAAUCUCAAAUUCCAUCAAACGCAUGAAAUUGUUCAGAUUGUUCAGAGACAGACCGUACAAAUAGUUUCAAAGUCGCGGGUUCGAACUUAGCUCGUACCAAUGUGUUUGUUAAAACAUAUGUACCUACGAAAUAUCAUUUGAUAUUUUCCAAUCGCUUUUAGAUUGAGGAAAUAUACCAGACAGACUACACAGUAAGAAGCGUAUACAAAGAUAUUCUAAGUUUGAAACUGCGUCUACUCAAGCUGGUUCGAUGUCAAUAAAUGCGGUGACGAUCUAAAUUUAUACUCUUAUCAUUAUCAAUAAAAUGGAUGAUGCUUUUCGAUUAUCCUUGCAUAACUCCUUGAUUGAAGGGUGAAGUCCCUCUGUACUUAACUGGUAGCUAUAUAGUGUAGCUUGACGAAUUCGCGAAUCGCUCGCUCAUUUUAAACAAAUUGGCGCAAUUAUGGCACGUUCUCCGGACGCAUUUUAAAAGCUACAACACAGCAUACCGGACCGCGACCUUGGUCCGGUCCAAAUGUAUCUUCCCCGCUCUCACUUAUAGUCUCCUUAACGGACGUACGGUGGACCACCUACCAGAAAUCCAGACGAUCAAACAGGCCGCGGACCGGACUAAGGUCACGGUCUUGUUCGCCCUUCUGUUACCGCUUUAACAGUUUUGACAGUAUUUUCACCUGUUUCUUAAAACUACGAAGAUUGCUGAAUUGCAACGAGAGAGAGAACGUGUAGUCACUUAAGGCCCCGUGGGUUCAGGUCCUUCUCUCACUCCCACUGAGCGUAAUCGUGAGCGAAAUGAUAGUGCGUGCCCGUUCAUCAAAAAUAAAAAUGCCCAUUUUUAAUAGUUAUUUGUACAAGAGAGCAAAGUUUGAUAUUUCUUCGAGUGCUUGUUUUGAGUCCCGUGUAAGCGAAAGAUUCUAUAAUAGAUUCACUCGCUACGCUCGUGAAUCUAUUACGGUAUUGCAAUACCGCUACCAUUUUUCAAAAACUGCUGGCUGAACCUACUGCACCUUAAUGGACUUGGAGUCAAAUGGUAUUUUAAUGUAACCCUCUUUCCAGAGCUAUAUGUUAGCGGCUUUCCAAAAAUAGAGUAAUAAAACAUCGCAUUUUUAAUUGACUUGAGCUCAUUUAUAAAAAAAGUAAUGUGAUUGUAUUUACUAAUCCAACUUUAGUUAAAUUAAAUAAAUUAUUGUGACGUUACUACCGGUCAGCCCACCUGACAGGUAAAAGCGGUCAGGCUUAGAGCGGUAAUGAUCUAAUAAAAGGCCGAGCACCUCUUUGACAUUUUGACAUUGACAUGACGAUUGUUAUCUGAGUAGCCCUAUGUGUACGACCUUAACAAACUGUGUUAACAAAAGCGUUCUAAAUAUGUAUUAUUCUUAUUUGCUGUACAGUGGUGCUACUACGAGUAAUUACUAAAAUUACUAGUGUUAAUAUAUUGAAAAGUGUGCUGUAUACGGUUAUAAAUUUUAGUUAACAACACAUUUUAGCUAUUUUGGUAAUUUUAGUAGCACCAGUGUACACGAAAUAAGAAUAAUACACUUUUUAGGACCCGUUUGUUAACACAGGGUAUUAUGGUCUUACUCUGAAUGCUGCUCAGAUAUCAAUCGUAAUUUUUUAUAAAAUAUGUAUUCUACUUUUCUAACAGUUGAACACUAAAAUGUUGAACUGUGGUUUAGCACGAAAGGACCCAUUGGGUCCUUUUUGCUAAACUUUGUCUCAUCGCCAUUUUCUGGUCGUUGCAUACGCAACGUGAUUAUCGUCGUCACGUCGACUGGAAUGGGUAAUGUUUGGUGGGGGCAGAAGUGCGCAUUCGUAUAAGACAGCGCCUGCAAUUCGUGCGACAUGUUAUACGACUCGAAACACGUUGCGUGUGCACCCACCUUAAGAACACACGCAUUGCAUUGUUGUGUGGAAAUAAGUAUCUAAUAAGUUGUACCUAAUUGAUGAUGAUUAAGCGCGUUAUUUUUUAUAUACACUGUGUUUUUGCCUGUUAAACAUUUAAGUAAAAUAAGCCAGCGUUUAACAUGUGACUUGUCUUGACCAUCGUCAAUAUUCGAAAUGUUUAUAUGUAUACAUUUUAUUGAAUAGUAAGGUAGGAGAGAUCGAGGCUUGUGAAAAUCCGUCCUUAGUGAAGUAAUAGGUAGUGAUCUUAGUUAAUUUAGCCUAUGCGGAUUGACAAUAAAAUACUUUUUAAAUGUUAGCGCAUAACGGAGUAACCGUUGUAAUUAUAAUGAAUUUUAAAAAUUACGCACAAACAGGGAUUGAAUUGUAUAGUUGAAUUGUAUACAUAUAUAUUUUUUAUUUUA